This is a messenger RNA of Trypanosoma grayi, 1098 nucleotides long. RefSeq lists its product as hypothetical. Lineage: Eukaryota; Euglenozoa; Kinetoplastea; Trypanosomatida; Trypanosomatidae. The record is from RefSeq and is a predicted model, not a curated record. The transcript has a single exon. Bases 1 to 1098 code for a protein of 365 amino acids.
AUGGACGAUACUCUAAUUCUCAGUUUUCUUCGUCUCGUACGCAAUGGCAGAAGUCACACGCGUGAGGACAAUACAUUCAUAUUAGGGGACUUGCGCAUGCUAGAUGAAGGACCGUACGUGGCUGACAGGGAAGCUCUACAGACACAACGGCUCACUAAAGGGUCUCUGUCGCAAGUGGCACUCGCUGUCUGCGUCAAGGGUGCUGUGGCGGAGAUUUGGUACUUCCGGGAUUUGAGAGUUCCAAACCUUUCAUCUCCCAAGUUACCGCCGCCCUACGCCAGUAGUGCGUUCCAGGGCACUUCACUGACAUUUCAGCAGGAGAAUUCUCUGAAGACUCUAGUACGUGUUGUUUAUGCUUACUUACGCAUUCACGAACUAUUUGUGGAAAUAAUGGGCAUGGAUAUGCAUGAAGUGGCGACGUGUCUUGUUGUGGACAUGAACGAACUCCCCCACCUGGAGAAGGACCUCUGUGAGAAGAAGGUGUGGGAGGUGGAGGGGCUUCUGAGCAUUAAGGUCAUCUAUAACUGUCUGUGGCGCACUUCCCUUGGAAACCAGACGGUGACGUUUACAGCUGUCAAUUCAACAGUAUCGACGUCAAGAAGGGUGGAAAAUAUCGCUGAGCAGCGAAUUGGAAGUGCUCCAGGGAUCGGUUCGGAAUCAAUCGGUAGUGGGCUCUCUCUGCCAACACCGCACUUCGCGCCAGCACCUCCUCCAAGCUCCAUCGGUUCAGGAAUGCUAAGCAUCUCACAGAAGUGUCCCAAGAGCCCUACGAUACCUCUACCAGAGAUAUUUCUUCCGCACGCUAUGACGGCAAUGGCGGAUAGUUUAGUAUUCUUUAAAACACCUGUGAUGGGUGCAGUGGCAGCAGCGCUUGCGGAUCGUGGCACUUGCACAGCGGCUGUUCGAUGCCACAACUUUGCCCCUGUCUCAGCCUUUGUAGCUGCCGGAUCAAACUCCUCGGAGGACGACAAGAUGCAGAGCAUUGCCGACGAGCUCCAUGAUCUGUUGGACGCAUGCGACGGAGCAACUCUUCAUGAGGUGCCAGUUGACCUUAAUGAAGUCCUUGAUAUGCUAGAAAAAAAGCCGUUGGAUCCGUGA